Adineta ricciae is the source of this 1089-nucleotide messenger RNA. Lineage: Eukaryota; Metazoa; Rotifera; Eurotatoria; Adinetida; Adinetidae. The record is from the annotation of a GenBank genome assembly.
AUGUUGUCUUCCACAGCUGAUUUACGUAUUGGAACUGAUAAAAUCAAUAUAGCACACAUUGAAGCAUUGGUUAGUGAUGGGUGUCAUACAAAACUCGAUCAUGAUCUUACGAUAAGUGACAUUAACCCGAAAGAUAGACAGAAUUUUAACUCGUGCAUCAAGACAAUAUCAGAGGACGUAAUAAAACUUUUGGUUGAUCGUGAUGAGACGAAUGGAACCGUCAUUUACUUAACUUUAAUUAAAAUGAUAGUGAAUGCUUAUAUUAAUAGAGAAACAUCCAUUCGUGAACUGAAACAAAAACAUUUACCUAAACAGGCUUUAAUUAAUAUAAAUCUUUUUUCAUCGCAGCCAUGCGAAUCAAUUUUUCGUGCUGCACGAUCAUUAAGUGGCUCUUUUUCUACCAUGGUAAACUUUACUGUGAAAAAUUUUGUUCAACGUGCACAGAAGUUAUGCAUAUUAAAUCAAAUCAAGCACAAUCAAUUGAAUAAUGGUUUGUCAUUUCCACUCCAUCACAAGCAUAAACAUGAUGAUUUAUUGACAGCGGCAGAUAAUUUAGAUGAGAUAGAUACGUUGGAUCUUGAGCAAAUUAUAUCAGAUGCAUACGAACAAGCAAUCAAUAUCGUGCAUCAUUCAAACAUGUUGCUAGAAUUAGAAGAAAAUGAUAUAAUUAAUUUGGAAACUUUAAGUAAAUUUACAUACAACAGCUUAAAGAAGAGUUCAAAAAUGUUCGGCCAUUCAUCACAAGCAACAACCUAUAUCAAUGAAGAACUAGAAUCCGAUGAUGAUGGAGAUGAUGAAGAUGAUAAUGAUGGAGAAGAUGAGCUUUACAAUCAUUUAUUAGCUUUUGAAGACAAUGAUGACAAUAAUGAAAUAGAGGUAUUAAACACAACAAAAUCAAAUUUUGAUGGAAUUAAACUUGUUGAUUGUAUUAAUCCUGCUCUGAAACACUCGUAUUUUAGGGUCAAAUUAAAGGAUAAAACUAAAUAUCUUCAUAAACAAUCAGCAUGUUGGCUGUUAUCCAACACAAAAACAAAGUUAUCAAGUGAUCGUGUAUCUCGAGUAAUGCAACAAACGAGCAGUAUUAACUGA